This is a messenger RNA of Oryzias melastigma (Indian medaka), 2026 nucleotides long. It is a transcript of the gene nkx1-2b, whose product is annotated as NK1 transcription factor related 2-like,b. The transcript is spliced from 3 exons. Gene Ontology annotation, biological process: cell differentiation; regulation of transcription by RNA polymerase II. The record is from RefSeq and is a predicted model, not a curated record. Gene Ontology annotation, molecular function: DNA-binding transcription factor activity, RNA polymerase II-specific; RNA polymerase II cis-regulatory region sequence-specific DNA binding. Gene Ontology annotation, cellular component: nucleus. Lineage: Eukaryota; Metazoa; Chordata; Actinopteri; Beloniformes; Adrianichthyidae. The coding region runs from base 358 to 1563 and encodes 401 amino acids.
AAGAGCGCGCGAAUAUGCGCGCGGGCUCCGGGGGGAGGGACACCAGAAGAGGAGGGGAGAGAGAAGGGGGCUCUUAGACUACCUGAGAGCGCGCCUCCGCCAGGUCAGACACUCAGCGCGUGCGGAGCGGCGGUUUGGGAUGCGCGCGUGACGGCACGGAGAAGACCCCCCUCCCGGAGAAGCUGUGCGCGCGGCGGGAGGAGGAGCAGGAGGAGACGCGGGCCCUCCGUGGAAAAGUUUCGGGGCUGCAGAGACCCUGAUGGGGAGCGGGACGGGACCCCCCUGAGGAGUCCGGUCCUCCCCGUCUGCGCCUCCUCCGAUCCGGAUCCGCGCAGCAGCUUAUGGGACAGUAACGUGAUGAACAGGGACAGAGCGGGACCGGGACCGGAUGGAGUCCAGGCGAACCGGGACCGAGCGCAGGCCAGCGGGGACGGGGGCCAGAGCCUGGGGGGUCCGGAGAACGGAGAGACGCUGGACGGAGCUCCCGCCGAGGACAAGCGGCUCUUCCCGGGCGCUCUGACCGGAGGCAGAGACGCUCAGGCCGCGGAGAACCACUGCGAACCGCCGCCCACCAACCCGGUGCUGGCCGCGCCACCACAGGGCCCCACCGUCCACCGAACCACAUCCUUCUCCGUUUUGGACAUUUUGGACCCAAACAAGUUCACGAGCCGACGGCACCAGCAGCUCGCGAGCCUCCGCGCCGAGCGCGAGCGCGAGCCCAGCGACUAUGAGCCUCGGAACCAGAGAGGAGGCUCGGCGGAGCGGGAGGUCCGGAUGGAGGGCAGCAAGGGCUGCUACGGAGCGGACGAAUACCAGAGCAAGGAGGGCUUUGUGUACAGAAGUCCAGAGGACGAGGACUACCACAGACCCGGGACUCCGGACUCGGAGGCUCCAGACGGGACUUACAGCAGCGAGGAGAGCAGUUCUGCUCUUCCCACCAACGGAGACCGAGAUCUGGGCCAGCACAGCCACUCGGACGCCGGCAGAGACGCCAAAAGCCCCGGCGGAGGCUCGGGGUGCCCGAUGGGCGGCGGGCAGGCCUCGGGGGGACAGGGGGCCAAGCCCAAGAGGAAGCGCUCCGGCUCGGACUCCAAAUCGGGGAAGCCCCGCCGGGCGCGGACUGCCUUCACCUACGAGCAGCUGGUGGCGCUGGAGAACAAGUUCAAGUCCACGCGCUACCUGUCCGUGUGCGAGCGCCUCAACCUGGCGCUGUCCCUCUCCCUGACUGAGACCCAGGUCAAGAUCUGGUUCCAGAACCGCCGGACCAAGUGGAAGAAGCAGAACCCCGGAGCCGACACCUCCGCCCCCACCGGGGCGGGAGGUGCAGGUGGCGCCGGAGGAGGGGGCGGCUCCGGAGGAGGCCUGGGGAGCCUGAGCCCCCUGAGCCCGUCGCCGCCGGUCAGCGGCCACCUGGCCAUGCAUGCGGGCUACGGCGGCCACCACCACCCCCCCGCCGGCAGCCUGGUGCAGCUGCCCUUCCUCACCGCCAGCCACGUGCUGUCUCCGUUUAUGCUGGGGACGCAGAGUUACGCCGCGCCCGCCUUCUACAGCACACACCUGUAGACAGGUGCAGACUUUUUACUACGGGAAGGCUUUAAUUUAAAGGGAUUAUUUUGAUAGAAUAUCUACCAGAAACUGUACAUAAAUCUAUGUUGUAACUCCUUCUGGAUGCUUUUAAGCCGUGUGAUAGACAGCUAGAUGGUUUCUCCCUUUUCCGUGUUUUUUUUAAGCCUGAAUCAUCAUUUAUGCUUUAAGGAAUGGCUUGAUCCUUGUCAGUACUGUGUAUCUCCAGCUGUGAUUGUUUUUUCCUUUCCGUUGACCUUCGGCCUCCGUGGAUCGGGUGGAUGUACCGAUUCCUCCACAUGGUAUUGUCCUUUGAUAUUGAUGAUUAAACAGAAAAGAGGAACUCCACGUGGUGUAGCAGCUGGUGUCGGGAGGCGGAAGGAGGUCAGGGGAGGGGGGCUGAUGCGAUUGGUGGUUGUGGUGUCAUGUGACCGAUGAUGCUCAGAGUUAAAAAAAAAAAAAA